AGGUCAGGGAGCCCGGUCGCGGAUCAGAUCGACCCAGCGCCGUACCUGCGGCUCCUGCAGCGCAUCGAUUCCGAGAUUCCGGCCAAUCAGAGGGGCGACUUGCUGGUGUUUGUGGCGGGUACGGCAGACAUAUCGGCGCUUUGUACGGCACUGGCACCGUACGCGGAGCAAACCCGCAGAUGGGUCAUUCUGCCCCUCCACGCUAGUCUGCCGCUGGAGGCGCAAGAGAAAGUAUUCGAUGUGGCGCCUGAGGGGGUGCGGAAGGCCAUUAUCUCCACCAACAUAGCGGAAACUUCCCUCACCAUCGACGGCGUGCGAUUCGUGGCUGACAGCGGCCGGGCCAAGGAGAUGAUCCACGAUGUAGCUAGCGGCGGUGGCAGCUUGCAGGAGGGUUGGAUUAGCCGUGCUAGUGCGGAUCAACGGAAGGGGCGAGCGGGGCGCACCGGGCCUGGCACCUGCUACCGAUUGUACAGUGAGGCGCAGUACAACGACAUGCGCGCCUUCAGUGCGCCCGAGAUCGCCCGCGUUCGGUUGGAGGCGGUUGUGUUGGGGAUCAAGGCGAUGGCGGGCAACGCGAUGGACCCACGGGUCUUUGGCUUCAUCGACCCGCCUCCACCCGACCGCCUAGAGGCGUCGAUAACCACUCUCAAACAGAUCGGCGCGCUGAGCCCCUCCGAGGCGCUCACCCCCCUUGGUGCCGUACUCAGCCUGCUGCCCGUGGAUGUGGCCAUUGGCAAGCUGCUGGUGCUGGGCUGCAUGUACGGCAUGGCGGGUCCCGCCCUCACGCUGGCUGCUGCGCUCAGUGUUCAGUCGCCCUUUGUCAAGCUGGGCGAGGAGGAGCAUGACCAGGAGGCCAAGGCCGCGCGCGCCUCCCUCGUCUCGCCUCACGGGGACGCGCUUACGCUGCUCAACGUGUUCGAGACCUGGCUGGCGGUGAAGGCGGGCGGUGGGGCGGGUGGCAGCAGCGGCAGG
Astrephomene gubernaculifera is the source of this 972-nucleotide messenger RNA. The record is from the annotation of a GenBank genome assembly. NCBI's taxonomy places the organism in Eukaryota, Viridiplantae, Chlorophyta, Chlorophyceae, Chlamydomonadales, Astrephomenaceae.